This is a messenger RNA of Juglans regia (Persian walnut), 2928 nucleotides long. Its product is annotated as putative FBD-associated F-box protein At5g56700. Gene Ontology annotation, molecular function: protein binding. Lineage: Eukaryota; Viridiplantae; Streptophyta; Magnoliopsida; Fagales; Juglandaceae. The record is from RefSeq and is a predicted model, not a curated record. The transcript is spliced from 4 exons. Bases 1012 to 2484 code for a protein of 490 amino acids.
GUGUUAAAUUGUUAAUAGAGAGAAUUUACACCAUUUGUGACAUGUAUAUCUUUUAACAAAUGGAAAAUUAAAAUCGCUGCAGGUAAACAAACACCAUACACUGCCACAUCUCUCUCUCUCCUCAAGCCGAAAUGCCUGAUUUUCGACUCUCUCACCCCUCAGUUGCUCUCCCUCUCUUUCUGGCUCCAUCGUAGUCGGUUCUCUCUCAAGCCGAAACUCUCUUUCUCACCUCUCAGGCUGAUCGUGCGGUGGCUGUGGCGGUGCUACUGGUGAAAAUGGUGUUUCCUCUGGUUUUGCAGAAAUUGGAAGAUUCAGCAUGCGAUACCUCAUGCGACUCCCAAAGAUCUGCCAUUGGAAAAGCCCCUCGAGCAUAACUUAACACUUUUGCUUCUCCAUCAGAAACCCGACGACAACAAAAAAAAAAUAAAGAGAGAGAAAUAAAUCAAUCAAAAAAAAUAAAAGAGGAAGCAGUGGGAAGAAUAGAGCAAAAACAGAGAGCUAUCUGCCUGUUUGUUGUGAUUUUCGUUUGAUAAGUGUGUUACUUUUCAUUGAUGACAGUAAUACUGGCUCAGGUUUAAUAUGAGAGAGAGACUGACGGAAAGAGAGAGGAAAGCCUGGGGAAGAAAGGGAACGAGAGAGAAAAGGCUUCAAGAGAAAGAGAGACUGAAAGGUUGAGAAAUUAUUUCCUCUGAUUGGUUCUACUGUAAAUAACAUAGAUUUCUAGUUAUGAGUCCGAUUUUUAUUGGACAGUGUAAAAUAGAACUACACACCCAUCCGAUUUGAAAUGUUUCUCAAAUGAUAAAAGAUACGGCGAUAGGCAGCGAAGUCCAACCUCCGAAGAACUCUGAUCGUCCCGAUUUCACCGCGAAGCCUAAUUAUCGAAUGAUUUCUUUUUUAUAGCUCACAUAGCAUUCAACCGAGCCUUCCCUUUUCCUUUGUAUUUCCCUCUCUCUGCCCCUUCACUGCGCCGCGCUUCCGCCGCCAUCAAACUUCUUUGGAAACCAUCACUUCAUGGAUUUAAGCUCUGCAAUACACAAUGCCGAAAGGCCAAAGCUCAGCAUAGUUGAUAAAAUCGAUGAGGAUGAACGUAGCAUCACUGAUCUAGGAGAUGCACUUCUCGGGCUCAUCCUAUCUUAUCUUCCCACAAAAGAUGCUGUGAAAACUAGCGUGUUAGCAAAGAUAUGGCAACACCAGUGGAUGUCCAUCUCAAAUCUUGAAUUCAGAGAAGAGGCACAGGAUGAUAGGGCACUCUUUGUGAAUUUUGUGGAGAGGGUUCUUUUGCUUCGUGAGUCCUCUGCCAUAACAAAAUUCUUUCUGGAGUGUGGUGUUCGAUAUGAUUCGUCUCGCAUUAGUAGUUGGGUAUCCACUGCAGUGAAGCAUAAGGUUCAAGAGUUAGAUCUUCGUUUUUGGGAAAUUAGAGAGCCACUCGUGCUGCCUUGUUGCGUAUUUACUUGUAAAUCACUACUGCAGUUAAAAAUUGGACAGCUGAAUGAGAUAUACGAUCUCAGGGUUCCUUCUUCUGUUUGCUUUUCAAGUCUCAAAAUCUUGACUCUCAGGCGUGUUAGAUUUCCAGACGAUUAUUCAGCAAAGACGCUCCUGUCUGGUUGCCCAGUGCUGGAGGAAUUGAAUUUAAUCGGUUGCUGCUGGGACAAUGUCAAGGCCGUCUGUAUCUCUGGUUCCAGGCUUAAAAAUUUAACCAUAAAAGAGAUGUGUAUCAAGAAUAUUGGAAUCUGUUACCGCCACAACGUGGAUACAGAGUUUGUGAUCUGUGGAGUUAAGCUGGAGUACUUCUGUUACAGCGGUAGUUUAAAUCAUGAUUAUUGCUUUAGUCGCUCAUCCUCAGCAGUCAAUGUAUCCAUUGAAUCAGAGCUUAGAGAUUGGAUAUUGCAUCAUCGUGCAUUUAAGCUUCUUAUGGGGCUCUCUUACACCAAAAGCCUACACGUUUGUUUGUGUGUUCUUGUUCAGGUUCUUUCUGUUUCAAGGGAGAUGUUUUCGCGGCUGCCUGUUUUUUCUCACUUGACGAACCUUACAACACAUUGGAGUAUCUGGUUCUAUAAUGAUCUUGGUUCCCGUGAAGGACUUGUGGCCAUACUCCACAAUUCACCUUGUCUCGAGUCGCUUCAACUCGAAGGGGAAUAUUUUGAUUCUUCAUAUGCUCAUGAAGGAUAUGAAUGGAACUUAGAUCCUGUGCCUGCAUGUUUCUCGACUCACCUCAAGACUAUUGAAAUCUCUAUGAUUUAUGGAUAUAAAGAGGAGCUGUAUGGGAUAAAAAUGUUUCUAAAAUAUGCAACAGUUUUGAAGAAGAUGACCAUUUCCUUCGAUCCUGUGGGAUUCCUUGCUCCUCAUUUAUUGAAGAGAAAGUUGGAGAUCUUUGAACGAAUACUGUCUUUUCCGAAAGGGUCAACCAGUUGCAUUAUAGAAACACAUUUUCCCGCCAUAACGGAGGUUCGAACUUCUGAUGAUGAUAUGGGCUAUAUGGAGUGAAGAUAUGCUAAAGAAGUCGAUGGAAUUGGACAAGAUAGUUAAAUUUUGUUUAGUGGCUUUUGGAGGGUGCUUGGAUUGGCAAAGGUCUCAAACAGUGGUUAUAGCAGUUUAGAGGCUAAAAAAACUGCAAGUUAAAAUCUUUUCGUGAGCGUUUCCAGCUUUCACCUUCAGCAAAGCCAUUUCAAGUCCCUUUUCCUACUUUUUUGGGAACAUCCUGCAAAUAUAUAUAUGGUAGUUAUCACUGUGUACUUUUGAAAGACUUGCUUUCAUCCCUGCUGCCAUUAACUGGGGGGGAGGGGUGGAAUCAAAAAGAGAAUUUAUGGUAACUAACUUUUAUUUUAAGAUUCCCUGCUUUCACUUUCUAUCCAACUGUGUUUCUAAGUUGCUAUUAAUGGAUUAACCGUAUGUCUUAUUGCUGUAAUGGGAUGAUCUUCUUCAGUCUCA